Molecule: messenger RNA, 921 nt
Organism: Lathyrus sativus (Indian pea)
Lineage: Eukaryota; Viridiplantae; Streptophyta; Magnoliopsida; Fabales; Fabaceae
Source: the annotation of a GenBank genome assembly
AUGGCUUAUCCUCCUCGAGGUCGCGGUGGUUCCGGUGGUGGUUUCAGAGGUAGGGGCGGUGACAGAGGAGGUAGAAGUUUUGGUGGAGGAAGAGGUACACCUUUUAAGGCUCGAGGUGGUGGUGCUGGUAGAGGUGGAGGAGGUAGAGGAGGUCGUGGAGGAGGCCGCGGUGGCGGGAGAGGCGGGAUGAAGGGAGGAAGCAAGGUUGUUGUUGAACCUCAUAGACACCAAGGAAUUUUCAUUGCUAAGGGUAAACAGGACGCUCUUGUUACUAGAAAUCUUGUUCCCGGUGAAGCUGUUUACAAUGAGAAGAGGGUUUCUGUGCAGAUUGAGGAUGGUACCAAGGUUGAGUAUAGAAUUUGGAACCCUUUCCGAUCUAAGUUGGCUGCUGCCGUGCUUGGUGGAAUCGACAACAUAUGGAUUACACCUGGUGCUAAAGUGCUUUACUUAGGUGCUGCAUCUGGAACAACAGUCUCUCAUGUGUCUGAUAUUGUUGGUCCAACUGGAGUUGUUUAUGCGGUAGAAUUUUCCCAUCGAAGUGGGCGUGACUUGGUCAAUAUGGCGAAGAAACGGACUAAUGUUAUACCGAUUAUUGAGGAUGCUAGACAUCCAGCCAAGUAUAGAAUGUUGGUUGGCAUGGUAGAUGUGAUAUUUUCUGAUGUUGCUCAGCCUGAUCAGGCAAGAAUUUUAGCUUUGAAUGCUUCGUACUACCUCAAAGCUGGAGGUCAUUUUGUUAUUUCUAUCAAGGCCAAUUGUAUCGAUUCCACAGUCCCUGCUGAGGCAGUGUUCAUCAGUGAAGUGAACAAGUUGAAAGCAGAUCAAUUCAAACCAUUUGAGCAAGUAACUCUUGAACCAUAUGAGAGGGACCAUGCUUGUGUUGUUGGUGGUUACAGAAUGCCUAAGAAGAAGAAAGAUGCUUAG